AUGACAAACAAAUAUCAUAUAUCCAUUUUUUCGAUAAUCUUGCUUUUCAGUUCACUUAUCAACGCUGAAUUUGGACUUAUUGCUCGUCAUCCUGGUACAAUACUUGAAGGUCGGGCAUUAACUGUCAAUGCAAAUAGAAGAAUUACAUUCGGUUCUGGCCCUGCCUUUAGAGGCAAUCAAGUGAAUGGCUUCAUAUCUUGUGCUGACACCCCUGGUGAAUACUUAGGCAUUUCUGGUGGCCAAAUAAUUUGUGCACCAACUCCAUUUCCAGGUUUUUCUAUUCGAGUACCUCAAGGUUCUUCUUCUCCUUUCUUGUUUUUUAAUGGCCAACUUCCUUUUUUCUUUCAACUUAAUGAUGGUGUUUGGGGCUUAAAUGCUGGCGGUAACUAUUCUCUUCCAUCUUUACUUUUUAAGAGAGAAGAAGCUCCAAUUGGUGUCAAUUUAGAAGUAGUAGGUGAUUAUACUCCAAUCACCUCAUCAUCAGAUACACCAACUGAUUCUGACAAACCAACAGAUUCUGACAAACCAACAGAUUCUGACAAACCAACUGGUAAGCCAACAGACAAACCUGGUUAUACAAUCAUUACCAAAACCAAAACAAUUGAAACCACUUAUACCAAAGUUUUUACUCAUUGUGAUAACAAAUACUACUGCAAACCAACAACCACUUAUUCACCUUAUUAUACCAAAACCGCUUAUUAUACCUAUAGUCCAAUUCCUCAAAUUAAGACAGUUACUGUCACAAUUACCGAACCUGGUAUUUACCCAACUCAUAUCAAGACCGUUGAUAAAGAUGGAGCUGAGUCAACCAUUACAACCGGUUAUUCAGUUGUUACAGAGACUCAAGAAAACAAAGUCACCAAAUAUACCAAAUACGUUCCAAUCGUUAAAACAGUUACUACCACCGUUACUCCUGAUGGAAUUGAUACCCAAUAUCCAGUUGAAACUGAUGCUGAAUAUGUAACUGAAGCCUCUACAAAGGUCCCAGAAGAAGAUAAAACAGAAGCAACAGAUGACACUACCCCCAAAGAUACCAACAAACCAUACCCAACUGUUAAAACUGUUACUGUAUAUGCUUCAUCCUCCACCUUACUUACAACUACUAAUAAUGAAGGUCACAAGACUGUCUAUCCAACAGGUGUCAAUGUUUAUACCCUUACCUCUGGCAAGAAAGAGGUCUUAUAUACCACAUACUGCCCUAUCACUACCGUCGUCACAAAAACUGUUACUAUCUAUCCAGGUGGUGUCACUGAAGCUCCAGAUUAUGAUGAUAGCUUUAUCUAUGGAUACACUCCCCCUGUUGUCACUGAAAAAGAUGAUGAACAAUGGAUCACCGCUACCAUGACACUCGACGGCCAUGUUUACACCGUCUCGUGGAUUUAUACUGAAACAGUCGGUAUUCCAACCACCACAGCAGCAACUGGAACCAAAGAAGAAGAAUGGGUGACUGCUACAAUGACACUCGAGGGCCAUGUUUACACUGUCUCAUGGAUCUUUACUGAUACAAAUGGCUAUCCAAUCUCUCAAACCAUCAACUACACACCAACCGAAACCAAGCAUGAAACCAAACCUACUGAGAAAUCCGAGGAGAAAUCCGAGGAGAACUCUACAGAAUCACCUAUAAAAAAACCUAGUUCAAAACCAACCACCAACCCGGAAUACAUUACCAAAACAACAUUAGAGACAACCACUUUCAUUCCAACUGGCUCAAAAACACAUAACUCUUCAUUGCACUCUACUAGCGGUGGUGGACAUUAUAACCAUUCCAAAAGAGAUGCUGGAGUAGACUAUUCAGAUUCAGCCUACAGUCUUACAGCUAGCUACACCAUGACAUUGAUAUGUUUUAUUGGUUUCGGUUUUAUAUUGUUUUGA
This is a messenger RNA of Ascoidea rubescens DSM 1968, 1872 nucleotides long. RefSeq lists its product as uncharacterized. The coding region runs from base 1 to 1872 and encodes 623 amino acids. The record is from RefSeq and is a predicted model, not a curated record. The transcript is spliced from 2 exons. Lineage: Eukaryota; Fungi; Ascomycota; Saccharomycetes; Ascoideales; Ascoideaceae.